UAUGGCUCACGAUCGAGAAAGCAACAAAAAUAUUGUUUUUUUUUAAAUUACUUAUAAUACAUUUUCAUGAGUCUAUAAUUAAUUAUAUUUAUAAAAAAAACUCGAUCACGAGUUUGAAAAUACAAAACGAUAUUUAUCAAAAUAAACUGUAAAAAGAAAUUAAAAUGCAGAGCUUAACAAAUUGCAUGCAGCGGUUGUUGGGAAAACAAUUGCUCCAGCCAAAUUUAGUUGCUUUGACACAAACUGCAAAUUUUGAAAAACAUUCAUCCUUUGAGGAUUAUAAUAAUAAAUUUUAUCCAAUUCAAGCUCACGAUGAAGAACGAAGACCCGCAUUUGUUUGUCACGUGGAGAAAAACGUGAAAUACAGUCCUAAGAAUAUGUGGUAUGUAGCAAAUUUAAUUCGAGGAAUGACAAUUGAUGAUGCAAUCGAUCAAAUCAGUUUUGUAUUAAAAAAAGGUGGUGCAAUUGUAAAAGAAGCUCUGCUGGCAGCUCAAAAAAAGGCCGUUGAAGAACAUAAUGUUGAGUUUAAGAGUAACUUGUGGGUUUCGGAAUCAUUUUGUAACAAAGGAAUAGUUAUAAAAGGAAUAAGAAAACAUGCAAAACAACGAGUAGGAGAAGUUAGAUAUACUUAUUGUCAUUAUUACCUCACUCUUGAGGAAGGGAAACCACCAAAACACUAUUAUCAUUAUAAAUCACCAAAAUCCAAAGAAGAAUUACUGCAAAAUUAUAAAGAAAAACUACGAAUGCGUAGAGUCAUUAACAGUUUGUAAUUGGAGAAAUAUAAAGGUUUUUUUUUUAAUUUUUAGUUGCAUAGAUA
Molecule: messenger RNA, 817 nt
Organism: Leptopilina boulardi
Lineage: Eukaryota; Metazoa; Arthropoda; Insecta; Hymenoptera; Figitidae
Gene: mRpL22
Product: 39S ribosomal protein L22, mitochondrial
Exons: 4
Coding region: 165-770 (201 amino acids)
Biological process (GO): ribosome assembly; translation
Cellular component (GO): mitochondrial large ribosomal subunit; ribosome
Molecular function (GO): structural constituent of ribosome
Source: RefSeq, a predicted model, not a curated record